AUGGAUGAUUCUUCGAACAAUAAUGAUGUCAAUGAGGCUAGACCUCUAGAAAAUCUUUUUGAGCGAUUGGGAUCAGACCACGAAUUCAAGAACUCCAUUAAGCAAGAGCUACAAAAUGUGCAAAACUCAAUCCUGCCAAUGCGGCUGCAUUUCAAUGAGCUGCUCAAUGCUAUGGCGAGCAUAGAUGCGAAACAAGAAUCUUCCGCUUUAGAAAGAUUUACCUACGUCAGAACCAAGCUUCUGGAGUUUAUGAAAGACGUCGAUACGUUGUCCUCAGACUAUGUUCGCCUUCAGCCGUUAUUUGAUGGGUUGCAACAGGCCUCCAAAGAUGACAAUAUAAGUGUUAAGUUUUCGCCACUAGAAAGGCUUUCAAAUAUAAAUGAUGCCGCCCUUGCGACCGCUGGACGGCCUCAGAGCGGUAAACGCUCGAACGUCAACUCGCCCUCUGCACUUGCCGCAGCAAGUACGACGAAGAGUGCAGUCUCAAGUGGGAAUACCCCUUCGAGUAAUCUACCGACACCGUCCACCACGGCAUCCGCGGCUGCCAAAAAGCCAAGAAAGCCGCGUACCAAAAAAAACUCGGGACCCUCUCCAUCCUCGAUGCCUUCACAGCCUCAGCCGCCUUCACAGGCUCUGCAACAAGCAAUACACCAGCAACAACCGGCUCAAUCCAUGCAGCAUCAGAAACAGUUUACACCUUCUACAAACCCAUCCCAACUGCUCUCCGGUAUGUCUCCCAUGAACAUAAUGAGCAGUCCACUGAAUACUAUGUCCCCAGUUAACGGUAGUAACAUGAGCUUUCCCCCGGGCGGUAAACCGUCGAACAUGCACUCUGUCCAGCGUCACGUUCAACCCAGUCAACCGUCGUUUAAUUCUAACAGCAUAACACCCGCCAACAUCCUAAGCAUGUCGAUGUCGGACCAGAGCAAUCCUGCGGCAGCCUAUACACAGAUGAAUCCCCAAGGCAGCGUCAACCAAGACUUAGGAUCGCUUGAUCUCAACAACAUUGACCUUUCGAACCUCAACAUGGACUUCCUACAGUAG
Messenger RNA from Lachancea dasiensis, 1044 nucleotides. NCBI's taxonomy places the organism in Eukaryota, Fungi, Ascomycota, Saccharomycetes, Saccharomycetales, Saccharomycetaceae. The record is from the annotation of a GenBank genome assembly.